CACAAAGCGAACUAUUCUUUCGCCUUUUACUAAAGAAUACCGUGUGCUCUCCACGCUAAGUGGCAUACGCCUAUUUUUGGAGGGUCCCACUUUCGGGUGGGCCCAACAAAACUUAGUUAAAAUGUUUAAACUUAGUUUGGUUUAAUUCUAGACCGGCUACAGAUAUAAAUUUGUCCUUGUGAAGAAUCAAGUUUCAAUUGGACUAAUAAUGCUUACAAGACAUUUCCAUUAAAUCAUAAACACUGUUAAUUAUAUUUGCUUGAUUCAUAUUUUACUAAUUUCUACCAAAAAUGUUGCAUUACUUAAGUUUUCAAAAUAGGGUUUACAGCAAGGCCUACAAUAAACAAAACAACUUGAUAUUGUGUCAUCAUUGUGUUCCUCUGUUUAUUUGGGCCUAAAAGAAAACAUAUUGGGCCUAUUUUGUGCACAUAUAUGGGCUUUUUAAAAAACUCUAAUUGCUCCCCAAAUGACGCAAAAAAACCCCAUACGUCGCCUUCAACUGAUCUUUUUUCUGCGAAGCUUUUGAUUAGUAAAAGAUGAGUUUAAUCCUCAGAUUCAGGCGACAUUUACCAAUGAGGUCACCACUCGUUUCUCUCAUCGGCGAUCGCCGGAGUUUCGGAAAACCGGCGAGCCAAUCAGAUGAGAAAGAAGCAAUCGAUCAGAGGAAGCUCCCAACGGAUUACGAUCCCGCGAGAUUCUAUCCGACGGAGCAACGUAGUCCACCAACGGAGCGCGUGUUCAGGCUCGUCGACGAGAUCUCGUCUCUCACUUUAUCAGAAGCCUCAGAUCUCGGUGCGAUUCUGAUGAGGAAGAAAGGAGUCACGGUGAUACCAAACGUCGCCGUCACGAUGGUUCAGGGACAAAGCGUUGGUGUUAGUGAAUAAUAUUUGUUUCUUUUAAUGAUGUUUCGUCAGAAAAAGGUUUUUAUUCAUUUGCUAAAAUAAUCAGAUGUUUGUGAUGAACGGUUCUGUUCUAAUGUUUCUUGACACGGUUUCAGACAUAUUGGUUUUGUCUCAACUCUCUUGUUUUAUUUAAUUAAUUGAAUAAUAACAAGAGAAUUUAAGAAAAUAAUAAACAAAAAUCUUUUAAAC
Eruca vesicaria subsp. sativa (arugula) is the source of this 1091-nucleotide messenger RNA. The record is from the annotation of a GenBank genome assembly. Lineage: Eukaryota; Viridiplantae; Streptophyta; Magnoliopsida; Brassicales; Brassicaceae.